CUGGCUGAAAGCCUGAAACAAAAUGGCUGUUUGUGUCGCUGUAAUAGCGAAGGAAAAUCACCCGCUAUUCUUGCGGACAAUGUCUCCAGAAGAAGAGUUGAAAUUUCACUAUACGGUGCACACCUCCCUGGAUGUCGUCGAAGAGAAAGUUUCAUCGUUAACAAAAAGCUCAAAUGACCCGCGAGAGCUUUACCUGGGUUUGCUGUAUCCAACAGAAGAUUAUAAAGUAUAUGGCUAUGUUACGAACACCAAGAUCAAAUUUGUUGUUGUAGUUGAGUCAGCCAACAACCUAUUAAGAGACAAUGAAAUUAGAAUGAUGUUUCAACGUCUCCAUGUCGCAUACACCGAUAUGUUCUGCAACCCAUUUUAUAACCCUGGAGAAAAUAUCACAUCCAGGCGAUUCGAAAAGAUUGUGGAAAACAUGAUGAAGCAAGACUAGAGAUUCCAGGAAGACAUGCUUUGUUGAAAGUGAUGUCUCCUUUGUAGACAGUAGAAGUGUCACUUCCAAUGCAGACUAAACCAGAGAUUGAGACCACCAAAGUCUACUCAGUUUUGCAUAAAAAUUGCAAACCAGGGUCAAAAUAUUUGUAAAUAAUUUGCCAUGCAUCGAUAGCAAACAACUUGAUGAUGAAUUAAAGUUUAUGUUGUCCCUAUCA
This is a messenger RNA of Dendronephthya gigantea, 656 nucleotides long. Its product is annotated as trafficking protein particle complex subunit 2-like protein. The transcript is spliced from 6 exons. Gene Ontology annotation, biological process: endoplasmic reticulum to Golgi vesicle-mediated transport. The record is from RefSeq and is a predicted model, not a curated record. Bases 23 to 439 code for a protein of 138 amino acids. Gene Ontology annotation, cellular component: cytoplasm; nucleus; TRAPP complex. NCBI's taxonomy places the organism in Eukaryota, Metazoa, Cnidaria, Anthozoa, Malacalcyonacea, Nephtheidae.